Messenger RNA from Cuculus canorus (common cuckoo), 4332 nucleotides. It is a transcript of the gene NPC1L1, whose product is annotated as NPC1 like intracellular cholesterol transporter 1. Gene Ontology annotation, cellular component: membrane. The coding region runs from base 256 to 4332 and encodes 1358 amino acids. The transcript is spliced from 19 exons. The record is from RefSeq and is a predicted model, not a curated record. NCBI's taxonomy places the organism in Eukaryota, Metazoa, Chordata, Aves, Cuculiformes, Cuculidae. Gene Ontology annotation, molecular function: lipid carrier activity.
CGCCCCCUCCAUGAUUUUUCCGAUAGGGAAAGCCCCAAAAUGGCCCCUUUUCUCCCCCUCCCCCCACCGCGCGGCGGUGCCGUCGCGGCCGGAAUGCGCCGUUAUCGAUUGGGGUUAAUGAUCACCGGGGAUUUACGGCUCGGCCGAGGGCGGAUUGGCUCCGGGGCCCUCACGCCGGCGGCGCUCAUCCGGAGGGCUCCGGAGGGGUUAUAUAUAGGGCUGCGGUAGAGUCGGGGACGCAGCCUCGCGCCGACGAUGCCGGGAGACGCCGCGCUGGCCGGCGCCGUGCUGGGCGCCAUGCUGGUGCUGGCGUCUCCGUCGUUGACCCCCAUCCACCGCUCGGGUUUCUGCUCUUUCUACGGCGACUGCGGCCCCAACCCGGAGGCGGACGCCCCCCUGGCGCUCUCGCGCGUCCCGUGCCUCUCCAACACUCCGGCGCGCGCCGCUUCCGACUCCCUUUUAUCCCUCCUCCGCACCGUCUGCCCCGAACUGCUCCGCGACGACAACCGCACCACCUUCGUUUGCUGCUCUUUGGCUCAACUCAACUCCCUGAAGCUCAGUUUGGACCUCUCCGGCGCCGUUCUCUCCCGGUGCCCUUCGUGCGCCCGCAAUUUCGCCAACAUCCACUGCCACAACAUCUGCAGCCCCGACCAAAGCCUCUUCACCAACGUCACCCGCGUCGCCAACCGCACCUCCGCGGCGUCGGGAACGCUCCAACGCGCCGUGGUGGAAUACCAAACCUUCUACCGGCGCCGCUUCGCCGACGCUUCCUUCUCCUCCUGCCGCCACGUCCGUUUGCCGGCGACGGGCGGUUACGCUUUGGACACCAUGUGCGGCUCUUACGGCGCUCAACUCUGCACCGCACAGCGGUGGUUGAACUUCCAGGGCGAUCGCAACAACGGUUUAGCGCCGUUGCAGAUCGAGUUCCGCCUGGUGCCGGACGGCGAUCAGCCCGGCGACGCCAUCGCGCCCUUGGACGCCGCGGUGUGGCGCUGCGAUCAAGCGCCGAGCGACGCCGAGCAGCCGUGUUCGUGCCAAGACUGCGCCGCCUCCUGCCCGCCGCUCCCGGCGCCGCCGCCGCCGCCGCCUCCCUUCCGUUUGGGCGACGCCGACGGCGCUUUGGUUCUUUCCAUGUGGCUCUUUGGCUUUUUCGCUUUGGUUUUUCUCACCGAUGUCUUCGUCCGCCGUUGCGGCUCCGGGGAAGUCAACGCCGGCAAAGCGGCGGUGGCGGAUGAUGGUUGCGCGGCGCGGAUGGGCGCCGCCGCUCACCGCCUCUUGGCCAAAGGGUUCCGGCGCUGGGGGGCGCUGGUGGCGGCGCACCCUUGGGCGGUGGUGGCGGCGGCGGCGGUGGCGGUGGGCGGUUUGUCGGUGGGUUUGGUGAAGUUGCGCCUCACCACCGACCCCGUGGAGUUGUGGUCGGCGCCGCAGAGCCGCGCCCGGCAAGAAAAGGCCUUUUACGAUCGCCAUUUCGGCCCUUUCCUUCGCACCAACCAAGUGAUCAUCACCGCGCCGCGAAGGACCACCGCCGCCGCCUACGAUUCGGUGCUGUUCGGAAGGAAGAACUUCAGCGGAAUCCUCACGGAAGAGGUGUUGAGGGCGGUGUUGGAGCUUCAGGAGCGUCUGACGGCGGCGACGGCGACGGCGGCGAAGAAAGAGGUGAAACUCAACGACGUUUGUUACGCUCCUCUCAACCCCCAAAAUCCGACGUUGGACGACUGUUGCGUCAACAGCGUCACUCAGUACUUCCAGAACAACGGCACUCGGAUGGCCAUGACGGCCGCGCAGAGCGUCGGCAAAGAGAACGGCACCGUGGAUUGGCGCGACCACCUCGUCUACUGCCUCAAUUCUCCGCUGUCGUUCAAGGACAUUACGGCGCUGGGGCUGAGCUGCGCCGCGCAGUACGGGGGCCCCGUCUUCCCCUACAUCGCCCUCGGCGGCUACCCCGGCUCCGAGUACACGGAGGCCGAGGCUCUGAUCGUCACCUACUCCCUCAACAACUUCCCCCGCGAGGACCACCGCUACGAGUGGGUCCUCCGCUGGGAGCGGCGCUUCCUCGACAUCGUUGGAGACUUCCGGCGCAGCCACAGCCCAAACCUCUCCGUCGUCUUCAUGGCUGAGCGCUCGCUGGAGGACGAGAUCAACCGCACCACCGUGGAGGACAUCUCCGUCUUCACCGUCAGCUACCUCGUCGUCUUCGUCUACAUCGCGGUGGCCCUGGGGGAGUACACGGCGUGCCGGCGCGUCCUGGUGGAGUCGAAGGUGACGCUGGCGCUGGGCGGCAUCGCGGUGGUGUUGGGCGCCGUCCUCUCCUCCAUGGGGCUCCUGGCGCUCCUGGGGUUGUCCUCGUCCCUCAUCAUCCUCGAGGUGGUCCCUUUCCUCGUCCUCGCGGUGGGCGCCGACAACAUCUUCAUCUUCGUGCGGGAGUUCCAGGAGUGCCGGCGGCUGCCGGGGGAGCCGGGGGCGGAUCACGUGGGCCGAGUGUUGGCGCAGGUGGGGCCGAGUAUGGUCCUCUGCAGCGUCUCCGAGGUCAUCUGCUUCCUCCUGGGGUCGCUCUCCUCCAUGCCGGCCGUCCGCACCUUUGCCCUCACGGCCGCCGUCGCCAUCACCUUCGAUUUUCUGCUCCAGAUGUCGGCGUUCGUCGCCCUCGUGGCCCUCGACGCCCGCCGGCACCGGGCCGCCCGUUUCGACGUCUGCUGCUGCUGCGGUUUGGGGGACGCGGGGCACGAGGGCCGCGGUGUCCGUCUGCUGCGCCCCCUGCUGCGACGCUGCUGCGCCCCCGUCCUGCGGCACCGCCUGGCGCGGCCCACCCUGGUUCUGCUCUUCCUCUUCGUGGCCUUCUUUGGGCUCUACCUCAGCCUCCAGGUGUCCGUGGGCCUCGACCAGGAGCUCGCCAUGCCCGCGGACUCGUAUCUGCUGCCCUAUUUCGCCGCCCUGAAGGACUAUUUGGCCGUCGGGGUCCCCACCUACUUCGUCACCACCGGCGGUUAUAACUUCUCGUCCGCGGAGGGCACCAACGGCGUCUGCUCCAGCGCCGGCUGCGACGCCGCCUCCCUCACCCACACCAUCCAGUACGCCACGCGCUUCCCCAACGAGUCCUAUUUGGCCAUCCCGGCCACCUCCUGGUUGGAUGAUUUCCUGGAUUGGCUCAAUCCCAACAGUCGGUGUUGCCGCGUUUACCGAUCCGGCAAUUCCAGCGGAGAGUUCUGCCCUUCCACCAGCGAUGACCUCAACUGCUUCGCCUCCAAAUGCCUGAGGACCGCGCGGCGCCCCACGGUGGAGGAGUUUGAGCGCUUCCUCCCGUGGUUCCUCCACGACCGCCCCAACGUGCGCUGCGCCAAGGGAGGUCUCGGCGCCUACGACACGGCGGUCAGCAUGGACGCCAACGGCACCAUCUUGGCCACGCGGUUCAUGGCCUAUCAGCGCCCGCUGAGGACCUCCCAGGAGUACACGGAGGCGUUGAGGGCGGCGCGCGCCCUCGCCCAGGAGAUCACCACCACCCUGCGGAGAAUCCCGGGAACCGACCCCGAAUUCCGGGUCUUUCCGUACACGUUGACCUACGUCUACUACGAGCAGUACCUGUCGGUGGUGGCCGAGGGCCUCCUCACCUUGGCCAUGUGUUUGGUCCCCACCUUUGGCGUCUCCUUCGUCCUUCUGGGGAUGGACCUUCGCUCCAGCGUUGCCACCGUCAUCACCAUCACUAUGAUCCUGGUGGACACCGUGGCCGCAAUGACCCUCUGGAACAUUCCCUACAACGCGGUGGCCCUCAUCAACCUCGUGGCGGCCGUGGGCAUCUCCGUGGAGUUCGUGUCCCACAUCACCUUCGCCUUCGCCCACAGCACCGCAAGCGACCGCGUGGAACGCGCCGUCCACGCCGCCGUGGAGAUGGGCAGCAAGGUGGUGGCGGGGGUGGCCCUCACCAACGUGCCGGGGGUGGCGGUGUUGGCCAUGGCCAAAGCGCAGCUCGUGCAGAUCUUCUUCUUCCGCCUCAACCUCAUCAUCACCGUGGUGGGAACCGUCCACGGGGUCCUCUUCCUCCCCGUCCUCCUCAGCUACAUCGGUCCCGCCGCGCCCAUCCCCGCGGGGGUCGCGACAGAGGUCACGACAGAGCCGACGGUUCGCGGUUCCGACGGUGCUCACAUCAACCCCUGUUUUGAGGAGAAGGACGGGGAGAAACCCCCGGAGAAACCCCCGGAGAAACCCCCGGAAGAGCCCCCGGAGAAACCCCCGGAAGAGCCCCCGGAAGAGCCCCCGGAGAAACCCCCGGAAGAGCCCCCGGAAGAGCCCCCGGAAGAGCCCCCGGAAGAGCCCCCGGAAGAGCCCCCGGAGCCGUAG